UAUAAUUCCCUUCUGUUCUGAGACCCGGCACAGCUGAUUUUUAGAGAAAGCGGCAGUUUAAUGUUUUUUUAUUUCUCCGUCGAAUCAGACAACAUCUGGGUCACCUCUUGUUGGAAGCAGUGUCUGUAUUCACCCGCAAUAAGAUGUCGACAGAAAAACAAGCCUUACAGGAUGGAGGACACCAAACUCCCAUGUCACCUCCGCCUUACCCAGUGCAGGAGGCCCCAACAAACAGCACAUCGCCAGCUUAUUCCAUGCCAAUGCACACUUCCACAAUGACACUGGGCACAGAAGGCUUCAUCCAGGAGACACAGUUCAAUGGCACAUCGCAAGGAUACCCCGUACCCGCGAACCAUCCAGCAGGAUCGAUGGGGUCAGCAGGGUACGGUCACCAAGGCUACCCCAUGCAGUACCAGCCCUGUGCUGCCUACGUACCGGUUUAUCCAAUGACAAAUAAUGUGGGGUUGUAUCUCCCAGGAAACAACGGAGUCGUGUCAGGUGGCCAGCAGAUGCCAGCAAACGUCACCAUAGUGAACCCUCCACGACCCCCUCACGAUUACUUACCCAUUGCAGUGUUGACUACAGUGUGCUGUUUCUGGCCAACUGGGAUUUUUGCCAUAUUUAAAGCUGUACAGGUACGGGCUGCCAUCGCACGGGGGGACAUGGUGUCGGCGGAGAUCGCCUCCCGCGAAGCCCGGAAUUUCUCCUUCAUCAGCCUCGCUGUGGGCAUUGCCUCUAUGGUCCUCUGUGCCAUCCUGACAGUGGUCAUCGUCAUUGCUGCCCAGCACCAUGAUGAUGAGUGGGAUCCUUAACUAGCCACGGACAGGCUCAGCAGGGUCCAAGGCCUUCUGCGCACUUCAGGUGUCACCACACAGAAACUCCACGACAAAGCCUCACAACCCACCUCCUCCCCAUCCUGUCCCAACUACACCCCCACCCCCCAGCCCUGCUUCCAACCCCACCUCUCAGUGUCUUCAGCUCCCACUACACUUCUAGUCUGCAGGCAUUAUGCCUCCACCCAAACCCACUUGACACCAUGAACAGUUAAUCAUUUCAGCCCAAAUAGUAGCCUUGUAUUUUACCUCCAUUGGUUCUCUACAUCGAUAAAGGGACUGAGAAUGUUUUGUGCAAUUGGUUAAAUGUGUUUUGUUUAAAUACAGGCAGAUACUGUCCAUUUAAAAUGACUGGCUCAGGUAGUAACUUGUAUAGAUCCUUCCUCUGGGCACUUUCUGGGGGCAGAAUGGAGGUGGAUGGAGGGGGAAGGAAACUGACCAGUGGAUAAGGAAUCAGGGAUUCGGCCUCAUUUGAUGAACUUGAAAUUGAGUAAAAAGGAUAAAUGGAUCUCAUAAAUGGGCUUGCACUGAGAAUUUGAGGGUGAAUCAAAUAUGAUCUUCCUGAAUAGCUUGAGGGACUGUAAUCACCUCUUCCAGCUCCUGUUUCUCAUGUUCUUCAUAAAUUCUCCAUAGCCCCACUCUCUCUUUAUAGACAGAUGGCUGGCGGCGGUUUCACUUCAGGGUCAUCAUGCCUUGG
Molecule: messenger RNA, 1530 nt
Organism: Rhincodon typus (whale shark)
Lineage: Eukaryota; Metazoa; Chordata; Chondrichthyes; Orectolobiformes; Rhincodontidae
Gene: prrt1
Product: proline-rich transmembrane protein 1
Exons: 4
Coding region: 144-812 (222 amino acids)
Cellular component (GO): membrane
Source: RefSeq, a predicted model, not a curated record